This is a messenger RNA of Ruditapes philippinarum (Manila clam), 1853 nucleotides long. RefSeq lists its product as uncharacterized. NCBI's taxonomy places the organism in Eukaryota, Metazoa, Mollusca, Bivalvia, Venerida, Veneridae. The transcript has 3 exons. Bases 212 to 646 code for a protein of 144 amino acids. The record is from RefSeq and is a predicted model, not a curated record.
UACAGUGAUCUAUCAUAUAAGCAGUAUUAAUUAUUGGCGGGAAAUGGCGACAUCUUGAUUUCAUGCAAUAUACGCAUUAUAUAUUUUUACAGGAUGGUCGGUAAAUCACUAUGAUCUAUCAACACGUUAUGCCAGUAGUCUUGUUGCUGUGACGUCAGCAGUGGGAUCUCUAGGAGCCAUCAUUGUACCCUUAGCAACAGGAGACCUUACUAUGCAACAGACGGUUGAAAGUUGGGAUAGCGUGUUUUAUUUGACAGCAUCGUUGAUAGCCGCUACAGUUGUGUUUUAUCUUAUAUUUGGUUCAGGGGAGCAACAACAUUGGUCCAAUCCUCCAGCUAAUAUUUGUCUCAUCCAGAAAAUAGACCCGCUAGCCCGGAAACCUUACGGUACAUAUUCGGUACAGAAAAAUACUGUAGACAAUAAAACAGAAACCCCUGUGCCAGGUGACAGCGCGAUUAAUAGACCAUUUAACUUAUAUACCGUGCAGGGAAAUAUUGACAGUGAAGAUAAAAAUCUCGGUCUAGGUAGUGCCAUUUCAAACUCUAACAUUGAUAACACCAAAAAGAAAUCUGAAAAUGAAGAUAAUAAUGACUCAGAUCAACGCAGUCAUGACGUCAUACCGGAUAUGGAUAAAACAAGAUCAUAGUUUUAGAAUUUAGAUAUUCUUUUCUCUAAUUAUAAUGGUAUAUUCAGCACUUAUCUAAAUCAGGAUCUUUGGGCGAAAGUUCCUGACAUUUUAGGUAUCGUUCACACGACUAAAAGACCCAAAUCGUGCAACAUGUCUAUGAAUUUGGCUGAUUUCUCUCAAAAGAGCUGAAGAAAAGACAACAUAAGUAAGUGUUUUGACACACUACAGUACUUUUCUCACCAUCGGAAACUGAACCAUUUUUAUGAUAAGUAUAUUUUAAGAUAUACAUGUAUUAAUUGUUACGACGUAUUUAGUCCAAAAAAAGAAUUCUUGUAUCAGAUUUAUCUGUCAAAGAAUAACAGAAAACAUAGAUCAAUGUCGUUUCUGAAUCCUACUUGGGUAGAUACUACUAAACUAUUAUGACACACAAGUUAGUGAGUAACAGUAAAAAUAUCAUACUUACGAAAAUACUGUUAGCCGAGGUUAACAGUAUUUUUACGAGGGAUGAUAAUCUGUUACAUGUACUUGCAAACUUAUAUUUUUUUACCCCACACACAUUCUUCAUUGUGACACUGUUUCUUUAGGCAUUUAUUGUUCAGGUUUUUGCUGUGAAAUCGUACUGUUACUGAUACUAUGUAACAAUAAAAAAAUUUUGUCACAUGGUUCACUUGAAUUAACACUUAGAAUAACUUCCAUCAAUUGGCCUUUGGUAAAUUAACAUUACAAAAAGAGUGAGUGGUAAUAAAAAUAACAUCACAUCAUUCAUUUAUAAUACCUGUUUCACAGACAGACUAUACAUAGCUGUUCCUUAUGCAUUUUUUCUUACAAAACCCAAAAUUGAUAAAUAUUAUUUUGAGUAGACUGGUUUAUUUUGCAUGGGCUGUCUAACAUAUUUCAUUUUAAAUGUCAACCUUACAGUAAAAAUUAUGAAGGAUAAUUUUCACUAUAAUGAUUUGAUACCGGUAUAUUCAAUAUUUACAAUGUACAAAUCAUUAAAUUAGUACAAGUGGAUACGGUCCGUAGUUUUAUUACCUUGUAUUUCCAAUAGGAAUCUCUCAACCUUAUCAUUUUUGUAUAAAACGAUGGGAAAAUGUUAAUUUUUAAUGUGUAAAAGUUAAAGUGAAUGACAAAAUAUAAGCAUACGUUAGUUUAGAUAACAAUCAAUGUGAAAAUUUACUUUUAUUCGAAUCCUUCUUUGUUUUGUUUAAAUAAAAAUAUAUAGUUA